UGGUGGUGCUGCCGGGACCUCCGCGGCGGGAGCGGCGGCAGGAGCCAGGCGGACCCGGCCCGGCCAUGGACGAGCAAGCAGGGCCCGGCGUCUUCUUCAGCAACAACAACAACAACAACGCGCUGCUGCUGCCGCCGCCGGCGGGCGGACCGGGGCUCGAGCCGGGCGAGGCGGCGGCAGCGGCGGCCGCCGCGGCGGUAGCGGGAGGAGGCGGCGGCGGCGGGGGGGGUCGCAGCCUCCGGAGCCGCCGCACCGUUUCGGCGUCUCGGGCUCAGUACAGCGUGCCGGGCAUCCUGCAUUUCCUGCAGCACGAGUGGGGCCGCUUCGAGGCGGAGCGCGCCGAGUGGGAGGCGGAGCGGGCGGAGCUGCAGGCCCAGAUUGCCUUUCUUCAAGGUGAAAGGAAAGGACAGGAAAAUCUGAAGAAGGAUCUAGUGAGAAGAAUCAAAAUGCUGGAAUAUGCACUUAAACAGGAAAGGGCUAAAUAUCACAAAUUAAAAUAUGGCACAGAAUUGAAUCAGGGAGAUAUGAAGCCACCAAACUAUGAUUCUGAUGAAGGGAAUGAGGCAGAGAUUCAACCACAACAGAAUAGUCAGCUAAUAUGGAAACAAGGACGACAGCUGCUAAGACAGUAUCUACAAGAAGUGGGCUACACGGACACGAUAUUGGAUGUGAAGUCAAAACGAGUGCGAGCUUUGUUGGGCCUCUCAAGUGAUGCUUCAGACAAAGAAAACAGAAAUCAAGAGCCGAUGGUAAAUGGCACAGAGGGCCAGAUUAAAGAAAGCACAAUGAUCGGGAAACCUGAAUUGACUGACUCUGCCUCUCUGCUAGAGACCUUCAAAUUUCUUGAAAAUGCAGCUGCAGAAUUUAGUGAUGAAGAAGAUGAAGAAGAUAUUGAAGGAAGAGAGAAAACAAUCAUUGAUACCGCAACAAUUGUAAGGAAAAGAGUGCUAUCUGAGAGCAGUGAAGACAGAGAUACAGAAGAAGCUUUGAAAGAGUUUGACUUUUUGGUUACCUCAGAUGAUGGUGAUGGGGAAUCGAGAAGUUCAGGAGAUGGAACAGACUGGGAAAAGGAAGACCAGUGUCUCAUGCCUGAAGCCUGGAAUGUCGACCAGGGAGUUAUAACCAAACUCAAGGAACAAUACAAAAAGGAGCGCAAGGGGAAAAAGGGGGUGAAGAGGCCCAACAGGUCAAAGCUGCAAGAUAUGCUUGCAAACUUGAGAGAUGUUGAUGAUCUCCCUUCGUUACAGCCAUCUGUUGCACCUUCUUCUAGGCCCAGUAGCUCAAGGCUCAUUGAACAUGAGAUAAACAGGACGGAUGAAGUGGAAGCUUUAACAUUCCCUCCUUCUUCAGGGAAAUCUUUCAUUAUGGGAACAGAUGAAGCCCUUGAAAAUGAGCUGGGUCUUGGAGAACUGGCAGGCCUUACUGUAGCAAAUGAGGCAGAUUCGCUGACUUAUGAUAUAGCCAACAAUAAGGAUGCAUUGAGAAAGACUUGGAACCCCAAAUUUACAUUAAGAAGUCACUUUGAUGGAAUAAGAGGUCUCGCUUUUCAUCCGGUUGAACCAGUCUUAAUAACAGCUUCAGAGGACCAUACUUUAAAAAUGUGGAAUUUACAAAAAACAGCCCCAGCAAAAAAGAGUGCUUCUCUUGAUGUAGAGCCAAUAUACACCUUCAGAGCACAUAAUGGACCAGUGCUCUGUGUGGUGAUGAGCAGUAACGGUGAACAGUGUUACAGUGGGGGAACGGAUGGCCUUAUCCAUGGCUGGAACACAACCAACCCGAACAUUGACCCCUAUGACUCUUAUGAUCCUUCUGUUCUAAGAGGUGCUUUUGUAGGCCAUACUGAUGCAGUGUGGGGUCUGGUUUACAGUGGAGCGCACCAGCGAUUGCUGUCCUGUUCAGCAGACGGCACUAUACGUUUAUGGAAAGCUACAGAAAUUGCUCCAGCUCUCAAUAUAUUUAAUGAUAAUCAAGAAAUGGGAAUCCCUUCCUCAGUAGAUCUUGUGAGCAGUGAUCCAAGCCUCAUGGUAGCAUCAUUUAACAGUGGACACACUAGCAUUUUUAACAUGGAGACACGGCAACGAAUUCUUACCCUGGAGUCCAGUGUGGAUACAACAAUCAGUUCCUCCUGUCAGAUAAAUAGAGUCAUCAGCCAUCCAACUCUUCCAAUUAGUAUCACUGCUCAUGAAGACAGACACAUCAAAUUCUAUGACAACAAUACAGGAAAACUGAUCCACUCCAUGGUAGCUCACUUAGAUGCAGUUACAAGUUUAGCUGUUGAUCCUAAUGGCUUGUAUUUGAUGUCUGGCAGUCAUGACUGCUCAAUUCGUUUGUGGAAUCUUGAAAGCAAGACCUGCAUCCAAGAAUUUACUGCUCAUCGCAAAAAAUUUGAUGAGUCCAUUCAUGAUGUGGCAUUCCACCCCUCCAAAUGUUAUAUUGCCAGUGCAGGAGCUGAUGCCCUGGCUAAAGUGUUUGUAUGACAGAGUGCUUCCUGUUCAACUUUAGCUUUGUAUAUAUUUAACCAGCUGCACAAAGAGAAGAGGAGGGCAUGAGUUGUUUUAUCUUGCCCUGUAAUUCAGAGAAUGUUUGUAAGUGUUUAGUUUUGCAGGGUGCUGUUUUCUAAAUUGACAUUUGCUCUGAUUUCUGUGAGCUCAGCUGGUGCUGAGAGCUUGGAAUCUCUCAGUUUCACAUAGUUUAAAAAAAAUAAAAAAUAAAUGCUUUUAUUGUAGAGGGUGUGAAUUUUCGUCCAGGCAGGCCUUGGGUGAAACUAGGUCUACGUAUUCUCUAUUAAUAAAAUGGGAGUACUGGAAAGAAGGGGUCUAAUUGCAUCAGGGAGUAGGAAAAGAGGGAAACUUCCUAGGAUGCUUCUCAUUGAGGAAUCUUAAUGUUAAAUCACCUGGAAAAAGUGAUUCAGAGUCAGUUCACAUGCUCAUUACUGUACCACGUGAGAGGCACUUUGUCAUCUCUUUGAUAUGAAUAAAGUAGAUCUUGUUCAGAGAGCAGUAGCGGAUUGUUAAUCUCAGCCUAAUGUGGUUGCUAGCCUAAGGUAAAUGCAAUUAAAGGAAAGCAGAUUACUAACAUAAAUUAAAAUGCAGCAAAGUUUCUGUUACAUCUUCUGUGUUAUACAGUAAACAUUUAGUUUGCAAAAAAAUUUAUAUAAUUUUUAAAGACUGUAUUAGCAUAUGGCUAGAAGCUGAGCCUUUACUCUAAGUCCCAAUAAACAACAGACUGAAGCAGUCUGUAUAUAUUGUAGUAGCGAUCUUAACUUAUUCAAUGCUGUUUAUUCUUGGAGAUCUGGCACAAGAAAUUAUCCUAAAGCUUUCCAAAGAAGCUGUUGUACAAUUUAGUUAUCAAACAUUCAUCUCCUCUUCCUGUUUCUGCUAAAAAGGGUAUCAUUCUGGGCAUUAAAAGAUAACAUGAAAUACUUUUUUUGAAGAUUAAAUUUAUACCUUUGUAUGAGUCCUGCUAGUGGAAUAGGUGGGAACUAUACAAAACUCCAUCAGUCUGAGAGAUUCUGCUACUUCUAGAGGUAUUUCCCAGCUUCACCUUUUGUGGGACUUUCUAACUUGUCCACUUUGCUGGGUGUAUGGUGCCAUUGAUUAGGUUACCUGAAGAAUGAGUGCUUCUUGUAACUGCUCAACAGAUGUGCUUUGUUUAUCUAUUCAGAGCUUCUCUGUUGACUUGAAUGACAAAUAACUUUUAAUCCAAUCUUUUAGUCUUUUUAUACCUUCUUAAAGGAAGGUGAGUGGAUUCUUUUCUAUUAUGUGUCAUCAUCAGAGUUAUUACUGUUCAUAAGCAUGAAAUUGGUCUUUUCCUCUAAUGGGAAUGGAAAGCAGAAUUUCUGCUGGAGAUGAUUUCUGAUGCUGAUGUGAGUAGGAAAGAACCCAAUGCAACUCUUCAUAUACCAGCCUGAGGUUAAGACUGGAAACUGGUAAAUAAAUCUUUACCUUUAAACUGACACUUUGUAAACAGAAGUCAUUGAAAAAUAUCAAAAUAGGGUUUGACUGUUGCUUUUAGAUGGCAUUAGGGGAUGGGACCACAUUUGAAGCUGAUCUCAGAGUUUAAAUCAAGUAUAUUAUUUAGGUAAAAGGUUGACCCAUGUACUGUUUGAGCCUGCAACACGUUAUAUGUACUGCUAAAAUAUCCUGGAAUACCUUUUAUUGCUCAGAAUAUUCAGAUAUGUCACUUCAUGAUAUUGAUAUGUAAUAUAUUUCCAUAGAUAAGAUUAGAACUUUUACCAUAAAACAGAUGACUACAAUAAUAAUACAGAUUAUUUAGUUUUUAUAAAAUGUUUUGGUUAUGAUGGAAAGGGGGAAACUUGGCUGCAAAACUGAGCAUUCAACUUUGUGAGAAUUCUGUGUACUUGACUCAUAUUCUUUCAGUGUCAUUAUUUUAUUUCUUUUUGAAGAGAAAAUUACAAAGAUUUAUUUGAAAAAUUCUAAAAGUUAUGUAUAUUAUAUAUGUGUAUAUAUAUUGUAAACAUGUAUUAAAUGUGUCUAGUAAGGGAAGACUCCAUGGGUGCAUUUUAAUGUUUUAGUAUUAAGAGUUCUCUUGAGUUUGUGUAUACAGAGGAUAAUGGUGUGAGUAUGAAAUGAAUGUUGUGCUUUUGCUUACACAGUACAAUAUGUAGUCACAGUUGUUUAAAUUGCUGUACAUAAAAACUAGUAGGCCAGCAUGCUUGUUUUUAAAGACUGUCAUUCUGAUUACAAUUGGAAUGUAAGACGUGGCUGUUCAAAUGUGAAUUGAAAGAUGUUUCCUUCUCGCUAUUGAGCUCUUGCUCAGACUGAAAAGUGAUUUUUUUUAAAAGCUGACAAUAGCUAGAGGAUGAGGUGCCUUUAAAAAAAACAGAAACAAAACAAAUGUAGCCUUACAAAGAGGUUGUGGAGUAUAUAUAUUUUUGUGCUUGUCUUCAUAAUUGAUGUCAAUGUCUUUUUACUGAACUUGCUCACAUACUUGUAGGACUGCAGGGUAUUGUGCAUGAGCCUGUCAGAUCUUCUGAACGUCAUCAUAGGAGAUAGGGUUGAAAAAAUUAUUUAGGUUAUCUAGUCCAUCUGCUUGCAAAAGCAGGGUUGUAGACUUGUGAGUUUUAAUAUUGUCUUGGCCAGUGAGAUUUUAUAUAUGUUCUAAACAAUUAGGCUUCCUUUGGAAGAUUAUUUCAAUGAUUACAUCUCACUGACAGGAGGAUUUACUUGAUAUUUAGUAGCUCUUUUUUGUAAUUUCAUGCCAGUAUUCCAAGCCUUGUUUUGUACCAUUUUGCAUAUUCCUCAUGGUCUUUGUCAUUUGGAACCCGCAUGCACACACUGGUUCUAUCUGUAUACUUCCAUUCCUUUCUGCUUUCUUCAUGCUAUUUUUUACACAACUUUUUCUUGUUUUCAGCUUUUAGCUCAGUUCUCCAUAUCUUGGUGUCCAUACUACCAUUCCACAUGCAUGAUUUGUUGGACUUAGUCUGAAGGUCAUCUCAUAAGUGUGGUUGUUGUUUGGUAGGGUUUAUCCUCUGUAACGUGAUGCUUUUGUGUAGGAAGACCAAAAUUCUGUCGUCUCCCAAACCCAAAUUGUGUUUCUUUAUUUCUCACAACUGCUUUAAAUAACUUUGAGCAUUGCUGCUUUUUGAGUUUCUUCUUCACUUUCAAUAUGUUGUUAUGAACCUUUUGGAGCUAGAGACUUAAUUCCUGUUUCAUGAUUAUCUUGGGUCUUACACACUUUGAACUUCUGACCCCUGAGGGCACUAAAUUAUUUUUAUUUGUUCCCCUUUUGUGUGCCCUCCUUCCUGGUUCAAUGUAAUUGGUAACUUUCAUUAAUGUGAUACAUACUUUAAUUGAAAGUGUAAACAAAACUGGACCUUAGGCUUAUUCUUGCAAAAAACAUUUUUCUGCAACAUCAGUAUAUAGUGUUUUACCAUUGCUAUUUUUCCCAUAUCUAAUUCACAUGGUAAAUUCUUUUAAUGGUUAACUCAUAUAAUUUUUUGUGUAUGUUAGCCUGUGCUACUGAUUUUGGUUUUACUAACUGAUUUAAUGGAGAAUUUUCAGUUCUUCUGUAUAUUGAAAGUUGGUCUGCUAGUUUUAAAUACUCUCACUUUUAAUUUACUUCACUGUGCUGUUUGCUUUCACAUAUUACCAAAAUGCCUGCUCAGAAUGAUUUGGAGUAGCCUGGAAGAAGCUUUAGAUAUAUUGUGUCACUCUUACAAAGUUCUGGUGUCUGCAUUUAUUUUUGUGCCUCAAAGAGAAAACUUUUGACAUACCACAUAAGCGAUUUUAUUACUUUUAAAAGAAUCACCUGAUGAAUAUUUUGGAAUCUCAUUUGUCUUUAUUUUGAUAAAA
Messenger RNA from Neopelma chrysocephalum (saffron-crested tyrant-manakin), 6314 nucleotides. It is a transcript of the gene STRN, whose product is annotated as striatin. Gene Ontology annotation, cellular component: dendrite. Gene Ontology annotation, molecular function: calmodulin binding; protein-containing complex binding; protein phosphatase 2A binding. The record is from RefSeq and is a predicted model, not a curated record. Lineage: Eukaryota; Metazoa; Chordata; Aves; Passeriformes; Pipridae.